AUGAAUUUUAAAAUGUCGAAACGGAGAUAUGGUUUGUGGACAAAAGAAGAUAUAAAAGAGGCUAUUUUUGCUUAUCGAAAUGGUAAUAUUGGACUUAAUGCUGUAUGUGCAAAAUAUGGAAUUCCUAAACCAACAUUAAAAAGACAUAUGAAUCAUCAAAAUAUAUUUGCAAAUGAAUCAAAUAAACAGUUAGGUAGGUGUAGUAUCUUACCUCCUGAAGUUGAGAAAGAAUUAGUUGAACAUGUUUUGAAACUGGAAUCUUGUAUGUUUGGAAUAAAUACAAUAGAUCUUAGACGAUUAGCAUUUGAAAUUGCUGAAAAAAACAAAAUACCUCAUCAAUUCAACAAAGAUGUUGGUAUGGCUGGAAAGAAGUGGUAUUACCAAUUCAUGAAACGCAAUCCAAGCUUUAGUUUGAGAUUACCUGAACCAACUUCUAUGAACGUAGAUGAAACUGGAAUAAGUACAGUUCACAAACCAAGGAAAGUUUUAGCUCUGAAAGGUAAACACCAAGUAGGAGGUAUUACAAGUGGUGAAAGGGGUGUGAAUACCACUGCCAUAUGUUGUAUGAAUGCUGUUGGAUCUUUUGUACCUCCUAUGCUUAUAUUUAAACGUAAAAGAUUUAAAAAUGAGCUUAAAGAUAGUGCACCACCAUUAACAGUUUUUGGAUGUUCUGAUACUGGUUGGAUAACUAAAGAUUUAUUUACUUUGUGGAUAAGUCAUUUUAUAAGCUCACUUUGUCUUAAACCUCUUGGAGAAAAUCCAGAACAAAAAAAAGUUCUUCUUAUACUUGACGGGCAUUCAACACAUACAAAAAACCUUGAAGCCUUAGUUCUAGCUCGAGAUCACGGAGUAAUAAUGUUUUCUUUGCCAUCGCAUACUACUCAUAGGCUACAACCUUUAGAUAGAUCUUUUUUCAAAGCUUUAAAUUCUAAAUAUAAUACUGCUUGUGAUAAAUGGAUGCGAACCCAUCCAGGCAGAUGUAUUACUCAAUAUCAAGUAUCUCAACUGUUUGGCAAAGCUUACUCAAAAGUUGUUGGUAUGGAAAUUGCUAUUAAUGGAUUUAGAGACACUGGGAUAUGGCCGGUAGACAGCUCAGUUUGCCGGGAAGAGGACUUUUUACCUUGUGAAAUACUCAGUGGAGAGACGAGUUCAAAUGCAAAAGCUUCCCAAACAAAACAAUUUCUGCACAUCCAGUGCAAACUUCUUCACUCGAGCAAAAUCCAAAAAAAUCUAGAGCUACUCUAUUGAAACAUAAUGCACAUAAUGACCCACUCUCUAACGUAACUUUAUUAUCAUCAAUGAAAAAAACAG
Molecule: messenger RNA, 1311 nt
Organism: Hydra vulgaris (swiftwater hydra)
Lineage: Eukaryota; Metazoa; Cnidaria; Hydrozoa; Anthoathecata; Hydridae
Source: RefSeq, a predicted model, not a curated record